GGUCCGUCCCUGUCCCCGCCUCCAUCUCAGUCUCAGUCUCUGUCUCACUCUGCGGCCACUCGCUCCCGGCUGUCGUUCUGUGCAAAGAUCCUGUAGGAUCGUUGGUUCUGUGUCCAGGCUGCGGAGGAGAGGAGGAGGAGGAGAGGAGAGGAGAGGAGAGGCGGCGCGGCGUGUGGUCGGGCCCGGGCCCGGUGGGGAGAGAGGGGGAGGCGGCUGGACCAGGAGCGACAGCGCGUUGCUGAUGCAACCGGCUGGUGCACACACUGUCAAGUAAUUCACUUUAAAGAAAAUGUCAGCGAAUGACUGUGAAACGUCCACAGCCCCAAUGGAUUUGUAUGUGAAGGUGGCAGGGCAAGGAGACACAAUCCGAUUGCUGAAGUCAAACAAAGCACCAAAGGAUGAAAUUGAUGCUGCAGUAAAGGAACUGUUGACAUUGAAGCUGAAUUAUGAAGCAUUGACUGGAAAGGAAUACAAGGUUGGCGUGCCACCCACGAACUGCACCCCAACUAGCAGUGACAGCCCAGCUCCAGCAGAGGAUGAUGGUGACUAUGUGGACCCAUGGAACGUGCAGACAUCCAGUGCCAAGGGGGUGGACUACGACAAGUUGAUUGUUCGGUUUGGAAGUAGCAAAAUUGAUCAGGAGUUGAUCGAUCGAUUAGAACAACUCGCUGGUCAAAAGGCUCAUCACUUUCUUCGUCGAGGAAUCUUCUUUUCUCAUCGAGAUAUGCAGCAGAUCCUUGACGCCUUUGAAACAAAGAAAUCCUUUUACCUGUAUACUGGUCGGGGUCCUUCUUCAGAGGCCAUGCAUAUGGGUCAUCUUAUUCCAUUCAUCUUCACAAAGUGGCUGCAAGAUGUUUUCAAUGUACCUCUUGUAAUUCAGUUGACCGAUGAUGAGAAAUACCUGUGGAAAGACAUAACGCUAGAACAAGCCUACAAAUAUGCUUUAGAGAAUACUAAAGACAUCAUUGCUUGUGGCUUUGAUGUGAAUAAAACCUUCAUCUUCUCCGAUCUGGAUUACAUGGGGCAAAGCCCAGGAUUCUAUCAAAAUGUGGUUAAAAUACAGAAACAUGUUACUUUUAAUCAAGUGAAGGGAAUCUUUGGCUUUGGAGAUAGUGACUGUAUAGGAAAGAUCAGUUUCCCUGCAAUACAGGCUGCUCCGUCGUUCAGCUCCUCAUUUCCACAAAUCUUUAAUGGAAGAAAGGAUAUUCAGUGUCUUAUUCCUUGUGCCAUUGACCAGGACCCUUAUUUUCGGAUGACACGAGAUGUAGCUCCAAGAAUUGGUUACUCUAAGCCAGCACUGUUGCACUCCAGCUUCUUCCCUGCACUACAAGGAGCACAGACGAAGAUGAGUGCCAGUGACCCUAACUCUUCCAUCUUCCUCACAGACACCCCGAAACAGAUCAAAACUAAGAUCAACAAGCAUGCUUUCUCAGGAGGUAAAGAUACUAUUGAGGAGCAUCAGCGCCUUGGUGGCAAUUGGGAAGUGGAUGUAUCUUAUAUGUACUUGAGCUUUUUCCUAGAAGAUGAUGAGGCACUAGACAAGAUAAAACAGGAUUAUUCAAGUGGAAAACUACUCACUGGAGAACUGAAGAAAAUUCUGAUUCAAACACUGCAGCCGAUCAUAGCAGAACACCAAGCACGACGCAAGAAAGUGACUGAUGAAGAGGUGAAACAGUUCAUGACUCCUCGAAAACUGGCAUAUGACUUUUGAUGACAUGUUUCAAAAUUCACGAUAUAAAUGGAGAAUCAAGUUAUGGUUCAUUUGCUUAAAUCUUAACAUUAUGUUGAGGUAAUGUGUAUCAUGAUUAUGGGCAAAUAAUUCAUAAUAUAAAAAAAUGCCACUAAUUUAUAAACCUA
Amblyraja radiata (thorny skate) is the source of this 1857-nucleotide messenger RNA. It is a transcript of the gene wars1, whose product is annotated as tryptophanyl-tRNA synthetase 1. The transcript is spliced from 11 exons. The coding region runs from base 290 to 1711 and encodes 473 amino acids. Gene Ontology annotation, cellular component: cytoplasm. Gene Ontology annotation, biological process: tryptophanyl-tRNA aminoacylation. NCBI's taxonomy places the organism in Eukaryota, Metazoa, Chordata, Chondrichthyes, Rajiformes, Rajidae. The record is from RefSeq and is a predicted model, not a curated record. Gene Ontology annotation, molecular function: ATP binding; tryptophan-tRNA ligase activity.